Messenger RNA from Vigna unguiculata (cowpea), 852 nucleotides. RefSeq names its product transcription factor bHLH53-like. NCBI's taxonomy places the organism in Eukaryota, Viridiplantae, Streptophyta, Magnoliopsida, Fabales, Fabaceae. The record is from RefSeq and is a predicted model, not a curated record. Gene Ontology annotation, molecular function: DNA-binding transcription factor activity; protein dimerization activity. Gene Ontology annotation, biological process: regulation of DNA-templated transcription.
AUGUCGUUAAGCAAGUUUUUCGAUUGGAACACUGUUCAAAUCUCCGAUUCAGAAGAAGCAAGCCUCCUUAACGAAGCCAUGGCAGAAGAACCAAAUAUCCAGCACCUGUUUCCAUACUCAGAUGAAAGCUUUUUCCUUUCAAACGCGCUUUUUGAGUACACCAUUGACCCAAACGGUGGUUUUCUCUGUCCUUCAGAUAUUCACUCUCCUUUUGAUCCUUUUGAUCCUUUCACUUCACUCCCUCAUCAUCAAAUCUUCCCAACUCAUGAAGAAUAUUACGAUCCUCUCCCAAAACGCCAAAAGUUCUUCUGCGACGAACAACAAGAGCUUUCACCACCAGAAGGGUUUGUUAAUGGCUACUCUUUUCAACCAGAAGAGACACAACAACAACAACAGCAGUUAUUUUCUAUGGAUAAUCAAUGCGAGGAGAAGGGUAAUAAAGAGAGAACCAUAUCUCCACAGAGUGUAGCCGCAAGAGAAAGAAGAAGAAAGAUUACGAAUAAGACACAAGAGCUUGGUAAGUUGGUGCCUGGUGGAACCAAAAUGAACACUGCUGAGAUGCUUCAUGCAGCUGCAAAGUAUGUUAAGUACCUCCAAGUUCAAGUUGAAAUGCUUGAACUCAUGAACUCAUUAGAGCAUGAAGAUAAAGCAGCACCUCCUUCUGAAAUUCUACACGGUCUGGUUGUUUCUCCCUUUGUUCAAGAGAAGUUGUAUGCGGGGGAAAAGUGCUUUUUGCCAAAAGAAACUGUCACAACUUUGACAGAUCUUGAAGUUGUUCGAUCAAAACCUACCAUGGUUGAGGAACUUAAACAGCUCAUUGGAACAGACAUUGAGAAAGAGAAGCAAGAAUAA